This is a messenger RNA of Aspergillus niger, 1416 nucleotides long. RefSeq lists its product as uncharacterized. The record is from RefSeq and is a predicted model, not a curated record. The transcript has 4 exons. Bases 1 to 1416 code for a protein of 471 amino acids. NCBI's taxonomy places the organism in Eukaryota, Fungi, Ascomycota, Eurotiomycetes, Eurotiales, Aspergillaceae.
AUGUCUUUCAUCUCGAAGAAGAUUUCUUUUAGUACUCCCCUUGAGGAUGUUACCUCUCCUACCGAGAACACUGGAAAUCAGGGUCGUGAAGGUGGUCGUCAGGAUACUAGAGGAGCCACACGGAGUGGUUACCCUUACUUCAACCCGGUUCAGGCGAUCUCUUAUCCAUCGCCGUAUAACCCUAAUGAUUCCACUUUCUGGCGAGACGCGGGGGUGAACAAGUAUACCGCCUUGCACUCCCAUCCGGUCCACCCGAUUCGUAUCCCCAGAGGAUACACUCAGAACGUUGGCGCAGGAGUCGAGUUGUAUUCGCCACAAGAAACGCGUGCAAGCCAUGAGCCGCCACUCAUGCCACGCCAACAAUACAUCGAAAGACUACCUGCUCCCGGCGCUGGAACACACACUCCAACGACCACACUUGUGAGAGCAGGAGAGUUGACUAUCACCUUGUCGGAGCCCGUCAGCCCUCCCCGUGCCUCGAUAUCUCGCAAUAAUUCAAUGCCAGAGGCCACGGAGGAUGGCAAAGCUUCCGGAAGGCAUCCACCACGAUCAUUCUCUCUCCAGCCAUUGCGUGGUCACCCAGCCGAAAACAAUAGUCACGGACCUCCUACCACUUUCGAUGAGAUCUUCCCCCCCGUCUCCCACGACGGAGACAGAACUUCAAAUACAAGUGCCCCGACCGCCUUUAGCAUCCGUGGCAUGUUGCAGAAGACCCGGGGCGCCGAAAAGAGUCGUAGGGGCCCAACUGACAAAUCGAAAUUGCGAAGCAGCGGCAGUGGUGCCGGCAAGACGGUUUUCAAGGGCAGGAAGUCCAGGAAGAACGCAGGCAACCCAAUGACUUCGCUUGGAGCUAUAUCAACGCCAACAGCUGUGCCUACUCCCUCAUUGUUGCAGCAACUUGGGAGAAAGUACAUCGAGCUUAGCCCAAACCAAGACACACCCGCAUAUCUUCAGCAGACAGUGUCGACACCAAUGGAGCCCGCCACUCCGGACUCACCAAGCCGCCAUGCUCAGCCAGCAGCUUUCGCCACACGCAGUAAGAAUGCCAUGACCGGGCAUCACGAAACCAUGACCAUGCCUCGACUUGUUCUGUCUCGCUCUACAGAACUUCGCAGACCAGAGAGCAACGCAACUAGUGAUGCAGGAGUGCAGACCGGACCAUCCGCCAAUGGUCUGGUUGGGACCUGCGCACAGUUCGAUGCACUCAGUGGUGCCGUCUGCAGAAAAGUCCGAGAAGCAGAGACAAGUGUACAAAGAGACCAGUACUUGAAAAAGGCUCUUGAAGUGCAGAAGCUGCUCGUCGACUACCAGCGGCUGGGAGAGAUUGUUGAGGAUACUUCUAAGUUCCUCAACCAGAAGAUGAUGGAGAGGGAGUCGAUCGAGGCCAAGCUUCGAGCUAUGAUGGAGGAGUCGUAG